AUGCACGUAGGCUGGAUAUGUAGCUGUUCCCAAGAGCCAAAGUCCAUUUACUUUCUCAACGUAUGUCGCGCAUGCCAGCAUAUAUCUUGCCAUCAGUGCCAAAAACCAGAACUGGCCGUAAAGUUCUGUCCCGGAUGCUACUCGACAGUCGAUAGUGGGAGCCUAACGCAAUGCAUUAAAAAUUGUUUAGAGUGUCCAAAAUGCCAAAAUCAGUUGGUUGCGACAACCGACGGUCGACGACUUUCUGACAAAAAAGAACUGAUACUGAGCUGCCAUGGCUGUGGAUGGACCUAUCAAACUGACGAAUUGAAGAAUGCUCGAUCUCAAGGUCUGGCUCUUUAUUUCGACUCAUUGCGCCAAAAAUCAGACCCGCAAUUGGCCAGGUUCCGUGAUCUACGGGCCUUCUACAACACCAAACGGAAAUUAGAGGAAUUUGAAGCAAGGACCAACAAGGGUGUGCUUGAAACUCUGGAUGAAGCUACAUCUCGAGAACUAGCGGCUAAACUUCAAACUGCAAAACUGUUUGAAUUGAUUGACGAAGAACAUGCGGUUCCACUGCCGAAAAGAAAGUUUACACCUAACGAUUCUGAAAGGAAUUUGUCGUUACUACCACUGCCACGCAGACUUAAGGCAAAAUAUAACUACAAAUGUCCCAAAUGCGAUGCCUAUAUUACUAAGGUGUUUCCAGAUCCUAAGUCUUCGCGAUUCGUUCAACAAUCCUUUGCGACAGACCUCGUGCCAGACGUCAAAGCUGUUCCGCUGGCAACUGUCCAUUCAUCAGCCGACUGCACUUCAAAAGACGUGGCACUUGUUUUCAGGGUACCAGAGCAAGCUGCAAAGGUUACCAAGGUAUUAUUGACACCGCCAAUCAAUGCUUACUUACCCGUGUGCGAUUUCGAUCUCAAGCUUGAAAAUGGUUUUGUGCGGGCACAAACCCCAGAGGACGAUAUCAAACAAUUCAGUGCGCGCAUUCCGAGCUAUCUAUUAAGUCAGAGCCGUUUUUCGAAAAACUGUCUACAAACUUCGAGAAACACGCUUCAAGCUGACGUUGUGGAUGAGGGAGAUGGGUGGGCCAUAAUCCCAUUACAUCUGGAGGAUGAUUCCGAAUCCUACCAGGUGCAGAUGGACGUAUCCACCAACGAUAUUCAAGUAACGCUCCAGAUGGUUGUAUCUACAUAG
Molecule: messenger RNA, 1179 nt
Organism: Lachancea lanzarotensis
Lineage: Eukaryota; Fungi; Ascomycota; Saccharomycetes; Saccharomycetales; Saccharomycetaceae
Product: LALA0S05e08658g1_1
Exons: 1
Coding region: 1-1179 (392 amino acids)
Cellular component (GO): dynactin complex
Source: RefSeq, a predicted model, not a curated record